Molecule: messenger RNA, 3980 nt
Organism: Dromiciops gliroides (monito del monte)
Lineage: Eukaryota; Metazoa; Chordata; Mammalia; Microbiotheria; Microbiotheriidae
Gene: DHCR7
Product: 7-dehydrocholesterol reductase
Exons: 8
Coding region: 108-1535 (475 amino acids)
Biological process (GO): brassinosteroid biosynthetic process; cholesterol biosynthetic process
Cellular component (GO): endoplasmic reticulum membrane
Molecular function (GO): 7-dehydrocholesterol reductase activity
Source: RefSeq, a predicted model, not a curated record
GGUCGGGGGAGGUCCCUAAGCGGAUUCACCAACUUGGGCUUCCAGCCCAUCCACCCUUGUAAGCAUCUCUGGGUGUGCUGAGCUGCGGAAGUGUGCAGGAGGGUCCAAUGGCGGUGCGUGCCCCAGCCGGCUCCCUCAAGCAGAGGGACCCCAAGAAGAUUCCAAAUGGAAAUAACACAGCCCAAGGAGAAUGGGGCCGAGCCUGGGAGGUGGACUGGUUCUCCUUGGCAAGCGUUGUCUUCUUGCUGAUGUUUGCCCCGCUCAUCGUGUAUUACUUCAUUAUGUCCUGCGACCAGUACCGCUGUUCCCUCACGGCGCCCGUGGUGGAGAUGGUGACUGGGAAGUCCAGCCUCUGGGACAUCUGGGCCCAGACGCCGGGCGUGACGCCCAAAGCCGCUCAGAUCUACCUCGCCUGGGUGGCUUUUCAGGUGGUGUUGUACAUGAUGAUUCCCGAUUUUUGCCACAAAUUCCUGCCUGGCUACGUGGGAGGCAUUCAAGAGGGGGCUGUAACCCCUGCAGGGACUGUCAACAAGUACGAGAUCAAUGGUCUUCAGGCCUGGAUCAUCACCCACAUUCUGUGGUUCGCCAAUGCCCAUCUCCUCCAAUGGUUCUCCCCCACCAUCAUCUUUGACAACUGGAUUCCACUGCUUUGGUGUGCCAAUAUUCUCGGCUACACCGUGUCCACAUUCGCCCUCAUCAAAGGCUACUUGUUCCCCACCAAUGCCAAAGACUGCAAGUUCACAGGCAACUUCUUCUACAACUACAUGAUGGGUGUGGAGUUCAACCCCAGGAUAGGGAAGUGGUUUGACUUUAAACUCUUCUUCAAUGGCCGACCGGGCAUUGUCGCCUGGACGCUCAUCAACCUGUCGUUUGCGGCCAAGCAGCAGCAGCUCUUCGGCUCUGUGACCAACGCCAUGGUCCUGGUCAAUACCCUGCAGGCUCUUUACGUGGUAGACUUUUUCUGGAACGAAACCUGGUACCUGAAGACCAUCGACAUCUGCCAUGACCACUUUGGCUGGUACCUGGGCUGGGGUGACUGCGUCUGGCUUCCCUACCUCUACACCCUCCAGGGCUUGUACCUGGUCUAUCAUCCCGUGCAGCUCUCCACACCGCACGCGCUGGGCGUCCUGCUGCUGGGCUUGGGCGGCUACUACAUCUUCCGGGAGGCCAACCACCAGAAGGACCUCUUCCGCAAAACCAACGGCAACUGCCAGAUCUGGGGCCAGAAGCCCAAGUUCAUCGAGUGCUCCUACACGUCGGCCGAUGGGCGGAAGCACCACAGCAAGCUGCUGGUGUCGGGCUUCUGGGGCCUGGCCCGCCACUUCAACUACACGGGGGACCUCCUGGGCAGCCUGGCCUACUGCCUGGCCUGCGGCUUCUCCCACCUGCUCCCCUACUUCUACAUCAUCUACAUGUCUGUCCUGCUCACCCACCGCUGCCUGCGUGACGAGGACCGCUGUGCUCACAAGUACGGCCGUGAUUGGGAGCGCUACACCGCGGCUGUGCCCAAGCGCCUGCUGCCUGGCCUCUUCUAGCGGGACCCCCUCCCCAGGCCACGAGAGUAUCCGCAGCCCUGUGGCCCAUGGACAGGAGGCCAGGCGGGGGUCUUGGAGCCCACGAGGUUCCUUUGAGUCCGAAGUCGAGCUGGGAUUCUCGAUAGUAUUUAAGAAACGUACUUUGUGACCCUAGUGGACACAGAAUCUGGGGCGCUGAAAGGGCAAACGGUACCUCGGGUGUCGCUGGGAGGACUCCCUGGGGGAUCAGUGCCCUGCGAGCCUCCCCAGGGGGACCCUCGCACUGCAGCCAAGCUCUCUCCUGGCUAGCCCUCUGCCCUGUCUCAGUCUUGGGCACCGUGACUGAAUCUUCUGGCACAAUAUUCCGGGGCCCCAAUCUAACUUCUUUUCUUCAGCCAAUCAGAAGAGUCUUUUUUGUUUCUAUCGUUCUUGACUGAAACCCAAGGCUUUAAUCCAGUUAUUCAGUCAGUCAGUCAGCUAGCAUUUCUCACACCCCUACUGUGUGCUGGCGCUGUGCUAAGUGCUGGGGAUACAGAGAAAGGCAAAUGACGGUCCCUGCCCUCGAUGAGCUUCCGGUCUAGCGGGGAAGCCAAUGGGCAAACAGCUCUGGCCAAGCAAGCUGGACGGUAUCAAUCGGAGGCCACCCGCGGAGGGGAGCGUCGGCAUUAAGGAAGAACAGGGGAGCUUUCCUGUACAGGGCGGUGCUUCAGCUGAGAUGGGAGGCAGCAGGGGGAGGACCCAGGAGGUGGGGUGACGAGGGAGAGAGUUCGAGGUGCUGAGGAGAGCCCAGAUUUGGGAGAUGGAGGCUCUUGGAUGGAGAGCCUUCAGAACUCUGCAGGAGUCUGCUCUUUGCUCCUGGGCGUGAGAAGGAGUCCCUGGAGUUGACUGGAUUGGGGAGGAGGCUCGGGAUCAUGCUCAGUCAUGUGAAAGCUGAGUGAUAGACAGACUGAGGGGAGAGGGGCAGGUACGGACGCCAUCCUGGAGGAACGUCCCGAGGGAGAAGUGCGAGGCCCUGGCCGCAGGCAGGCCUGGCGGAGCGAGGGAGGUGGACGGCUUAGGUUUUGAGCCAGGCAGACUGGGAGGAUGCCAUGUGGUGCCCACCACAGUGAGGGGAACGUGGGUCUAGGGGAAAGUUAAGGAGAUGGGAGAUGAGGAUGUGUAUGAGACACACAGUCCGAGAUGGGCAGCAGAGGUCAGGGCUGGACAAAUCAGUCUGAGAGCCGCCUGCAUCAGUGACUCUAGUGGGCUGGUCUUUUUUGAGGGUCAGAUGAAAUCCGUUGGAGGCAGAAGGCCACAGCCUUGAGGUUGGGAUGACAUGGGGCGGGUCAGGGGGCGGGUCAGGUGCCGUCUCUGGCACGGACCGGCUGGGAACCUGGGGCCAGGGGAUCAUUUCUCAGUGCCUUGGGCAGUGCUCUGAAACCAGAUCACUCAGGAGCUGCCAUCUGCAUCUGGGGAGUGAGUUUCCACACCCGCUGAGCUCUCUGCUCAGAUAAAACCACAGGUCGACUCCCCCCAGGUCCUCGGCUCCCGGGCACCUGUAACACAAAGCUCUCCAGAAUGGGGUGUGCUGGCGACGUUCUGCCCACGUCCAGAGUCUGCUCUCCUUGGAGACCAGAGGAGCCCCCACUCCUGUGCGCUGAGCAGUCCCCUGAGAGCUCCUCUUCCACCCUUCCCAGCCCACCGUGGGGCCCAGCCAGGGCAGAAUUAAUCAGGGCCCAGGAUUCAAAGGGACAUGAGAGACCCCCAGGAUGGUCCUCCCCUUCAGUGCUUCCCAGUUGCCUGUGUCACAGCACCAAGUGCAGUGCCUUUGUACACAGCGGGCAUUUAAUAAGUGUUUGAUGAACAACAGUACUGAUUCUUAGGGCAGUGUAUUUGACCAGAGCCUCCAUCUCCCUCGUUGGCUGCUUAGAGCCAUUAUUCCUGGUUCUGCCCAAAGAAAACGAGUGUAAUCCCCCAUUCUUGUCUGCCUCAUCUCCAGCUGUAACAAGCACGGAGCAAACGGAACUUUGUUCCAGGGUGCUAGCCUCCUGGGGGCGGGGCCCCCUGUGCCUUAGCCUCAAGGGGACCAAGUGGCCAGAGUCUUCCUGUCCAUCUGCUGGGGCAGAGGCGGGGCAGACUCCUUAAGCCUGUGGCAAGGUCUCCUUCCUCUGCCCUGGGGGUCCCCUCUAGAUGCUCUGGGGAGACGCCCAUCCCUGGAGGCCACCACUGAAACCUGAAUUUCCCUCCACUUUUCUGGCCAAGAUGCCUCCCCAAACCUGCACUUUCCUCUUGCUAUUUUUAAACCCACAGUGAGACUACUUUGAUUCUUACUGAAUUUUCUCCUGCCUUUGUGAAGAUGCGUUAAAUCUUUUCUAGACUGGAAGCUCCCCACGGGCAGGAAUAGGGCUUUUCUAAUCUUUGUAUCUCAGCACUGAGCACUGUGCUCUGCAUACAGCAGGUGCUUAAUAAAGAUUUGUUAAAUAAUUA